AUGAGUGAAGAAAAAACUAACGAGCGUGCUUUGACUGCCAUUCCUUACCAUGAACUUGGAGCAGUGCAUCCAGACCAAAGUGUUGUUCGGCCUACAGAAAGGUAUUACAAAUGCGGUGGUGAAAAGGCUGCUGAUCUUCUGGCAAUGUGCAUUGGUCUGAAGACAUUUGACUUACGUGAAGCAGGCAACGUGGAAGUGGAGCCGUAUUGUUCCAUGAAAUUGAAGAAGAAGGUGGUACCAACGCAGAAGCAUUUCUGUGAGGAGAUCCGCCGCCGCUGCAUCCUAGAGGGCAUUAUUCCUGGACCGAAGUGUGGAAACUGGGAAAGGAAGAAGUGUCUUGGGUGGCUGCAGGCCCACCCACUUCAGAACUCUAACGAUCGUGCCUUUGUCAUUCAAGAAGAGAUGAAACUCUUCGAUCUGGUGAUGAGGGCCCACUGCCGUGAGGCACAAGAAGAGAAGAGUGAGAAUAAGAAGGAAAAGGCUUCGCCAUGGGUGACAACAGAGCCAUACGUACGCUUGAUUGAGUGUAUGUUGGACGAUUCCAUCCGCGAAAAGUUCCUGGAGAUGCACAGGCUGGGUGACAGAGAGGAGUUGGAUGCGCGCAAUUCAGAAGACAGGCCCGAAACGGUAUAUGAAUCAUGUGCCCGUUUAUUCAAUGACAAUGACCAUGAGGUUUUCUCUCGCUGCUUACCUGAUCUUCACUUUUCCUUUGCUGAAGUCUUGGAUUGUUCUUUCGAACACAUGCCAGGGGCCAUAACUCCCGAUGAGGUGAAGCGCCGCUGGGGUGACUGCCGUGCCAAAUUGAUCAAGAUCAUCGCGAAGUGGGAACUCAGUGGAAAUGGAUUUGGCCAGCGUGUUGAGGAAGAUGAGGCGUUCGGUCAUCUUGGAGAAGAUGAGUUGCAGUGUGGUGACAACAGGGCAAAUUUCCUAGACUCCCAAACCAAGGAGCACAUCCUGUACUUGUGGCAUGUUUCCGAUGACCAAGAAAUUCUGAAGAAUGUAAUGUCCGUUAUCUCUGAAUCUUGUGCCGCCAGUACAUUGGCCUGUUCUUCGGUGGCUCCGUCGGAUAAUGCCAGCGCUCGAAAGAGGAAGGCGGAUGAAAGAGCCCUUGGUUUCUUCCGUGCAAAGAUGAGCCUUGCCAUGCACACCAUGUCGCGUGCGGCUAUUUGGAAGGAACUUCGUGAGACACAAGAGAAACUUUUCGAGUCCCAGCUCAAAGUAAUGAAAACGAAAAGCACCAACUUGAGCGAGUUGUACAUGGGACGCAUCCGUAUGCUUGAAGCCAACUGCACAGCCAUCCAGGAAUGCCUUGAUACCUUGGAUUGCGAAGAUGCGAUGAAGCCCAAGAAAAAGAAGAAGAGGACCAAGACAGCAGUCCCUUUCCAAUUGGAUAUUGAGGAGCGCCAUGGUGGUUGGUUGUUUGUUCUUGCUUUACGAAAGAAAAAGAUUGUGUUGUGGUGGUGGCAACGAUGUGAGUAUUCUAGAAAGAGUGCUUGUUGCCUCUGGUGA
Messenger RNA from Seminavis robusta, 1509 nucleotides. NCBI's taxonomy places the organism in Eukaryota, Bacillariophyta, Bacillariophyceae, Naviculales, Naviculaceae. The record is from the annotation of a GenBank genome assembly.